AUGACUCUUAAAUCAGCUAAGAAAAUACAGAACUUUCUGGAAAAACAAUAUUAUGGAGAUGAACGAAUUCGAGACAUGAAGGUCUUAAACCUGGUGAGGGAAUUUGAAAUGCAAAAAAUGAAGGCAUCUGAUACAAUUAAAGAGUACUCAGAUAAACUUAUUAGUUUUGCUAAUAUAGUAAAGUUACUUGGUGUCGAAAUUUCCGAUACAAGGAUUGUGCAGAAAAUCCUUGUUACUUUACUUGAAAAGUUUGAAGCAACAAUUUCUUCACUGGAAAAUACAAAAGAUUUGUCAAACAUUACUUUGGCAGAACUUUUAAACUUCUUGCAAGCACAUGAACAAAGAAAAAUGACAAGGAACGAAGAAACUGUUGAAAGAGCUUUGCAAGCAAGGCAUCAAUUCAAUGUCGAAGACAAAGGUAGGAAGCAGAAGUUAAGAAUAGCUACGCUACAUAAAUAG
Solanum stenotomum is the source of this 459-nucleotide messenger RNA. RefSeq lists its product as uncharacterized. The coding region runs from base 1 to 459 and encodes 152 amino acids. The record is from RefSeq and is a predicted model, not a curated record. The transcript has a single exon. Lineage: Eukaryota; Viridiplantae; Streptophyta; Magnoliopsida; Solanales; Solanaceae.